AUGCCCCCCAGCUGCCAGGCCCUGCUGGCUGCCCAGGCGCUGCCCGAGCUGUCCCAGCGCAAUCAGGCACUGAGCCAAGCCUGUGCCCCCUACCAGCGCCUGUGCCCGCCUGAGGGGGCCCUGCACACCUGCGCCCCACUCAGCACCCAGCUCUGCCGCCACCGCCUCCAGGAGUGCCGUGAGUGGGCACCUGCACCCCCCCAGCUCCUCCCAGAGAUGGGAGAGCCUACAAUAACAAAUGGGCUGGGCAAGCCGGGAGCGGGCAAGCGGGCAGUGCCCGUCCGGCGCAUCCUGCCUCACCCUAAGUUUAAUCCAAAGACGUUUCACGGGGACUUGGCGCUGCUGGAGCUGGCAGUGCCGCUGGCCCCAUCAUCCACGGUCAGCCCCGUGUGCCUUCCCAGCGGCCCCGCGGAGCCCAGCCCCGGCACCCCCUGCUACAUCGCGGGCUGGGGUUCCCUCUACGAAGAGGGACCAGCAGCCGACGUGGUGAUGGAGGCGCAGGUGCCCCUGCUCAGCCAGGAGACGUGCCGGGGUGCCCUGGGCAAGGACCUUCUCACCAGUGCCAUGUUCUGUGCCGGGUAUUUGUCUGGAGGCAUCGACUCCUGCCAGGGCGACUCAGGGGGCCCGCUGGCGUGCGAGGACCCCACUUCGCACCACUUUGUCCUCUACGGUAUCACCUCGUGGGGUGAUGGCUGCGGUGAGCAGGGCAAACCAGGAGUCUACACCCGUGUCACUGCCUUCACGGACUGGCUGAGUCUCCAGAUGGACUCUGCCCCUGGCAGCCGAGAACCGAGCUGCUUCGACCUGCUAGCCUUGGCACAGCUGCCCCCCGAGCAGCAGUCCCCAGAGCGCGCCCGUCUCUGCGCCUUCUACGCCGGGUCCUGUCGGGCGCCUCAGGGCCGGGCCACCUGUGCCCGCCUGGCCGAGGAGACCUGCCGUGCCAGAACGAGACGAUGCGAGCUGCACUCCUAUGCCCAGACCUUGGUGGAUCUCCUGCGCCGGGCUGGGGACUUCAUCCGAAACCAGUUUGAUUUCUCCUUUCUCACCCGCACUCUGCCUCAGCUCCUGGGCAAGAUCUACGGGCACUUCUUCCCUCCCCGUGUCCGUAGGGAUGCCCCAGGCUUGGCUGUGGCACGGGGCCAAUCCAGCCCCACAGCAAUGGGACCCCAGAGACCCCCCAGCAGGUGGGGGGACAGGCGGAUGCCUCCCUUUGCAGAGCUUUUUGGGGUAGUGGGACCCCAGUUGCAGGACUGGGUGGAGGCUCUGAGGACCAUGGCAGGGGGCAGCCAUCUGGUGACAACACAGGACAGGGAGCAGCUCCCAGGGGAGAUGCAGCUCUUCCUGCAGAGUGAGGAUGUGGUGGAGGAGAUGGUGGCACAGGGACGAGCCUUCCUCACCCAGCUGCGGGCAGAGUUGGACCUUGGCACCACCCCGAAAGCCAUGGAGCCACAACGGGCAUCUGGAGAGCUGGCAGGGACCCCCGUGCCAAGCCAUGAACCCCGGUCUGCACUGAGGGAGAAACGUGAACUGGUGCCCAUGGAGCUGCCCAGGGUGGAGGAGGAAGAGGAGGAGGAGGCAGGUGUGGGCAGAGGGGCUGCAGCCUGUCCUGGCCUCAACGAGUCGGCAGUGCGGGUGGGCGCUGUGCGGGACCUGUAUGCCUGGGUGCUGCGGGUGCCCGAGGCAGACCUGGCCAUGACCUUCCAAGAGAUCCUGGUGGACUUGGGCUCCAAAAACACCCAGGGACUGUACCGGGCACAGGUUCGGGCCACUGUAGGGGGGCGCCCCACAGCCUUCACUGGUCUCGUGGGGCUGGAGAAUGAUUCACUGGCCCGUAGCAUGCCUGGCCUUGUUGCUCUGGCACUAGAAGUGCUGAAAACCUAAUGGUGCCCCUGGAGCAGUGUGCCAGCAUGGGGAGAGGACACCAGGGCAGGUGUCUCUUUUGUCCUUCAAACACACUCCACUCCCCAUCUCAGGCUCUUCCACCCUUUUAUCUCCAAUUGUACCUCAGUCUCUCUUCCCACCAGCACUUCCUUCCCCAGGGUGAUACAGCCCUGGUGAGUACCUGAAGUACCUCAGCCAGGAAUCACAGUCCUCCUCUCCCCUGGGACCCCCACCUUGGCAAGACCACUCCCACCCCAUCUUCCCCAGAGGCACCUGAGCUGUUAUUUAUUUGUACAGAGAAGGUUUAUUUUUCAAUA
Molecule: messenger RNA, 2198 nt
Organism: Cyanistes caeruleus (blue tit)
Lineage: Eukaryota; Metazoa; Chordata; Aves; Passeriformes; Paridae
Gene: PRSS56
Product: serine protease 56
Source: RefSeq, a predicted model, not a curated record